CACUGACUUUUAUCUGUAUUGAGUUUGUGGGUUGAAUGAUUUCGAAUUUUCGUCUGUUUUCGAAUUACGUCAUGCCCAUGGCCCAGAAUACGAAUACACCAAAAAAGGGAAAUUUAAUAAAUAAUUGUGUUCAUUCUUGAUGCUAUGUUUUUCUUAAUAUAAAUAAUCAUGAUAAAAUCUCAUGUCUAAAUUUACUGAUAUUGAUAAAGUUGGCGAAAGCCUUCGUAACUUGAUAGACAACAAUCGAUGUGGCAUUUGUGACAAAUUAGGUAGCGUCUAUUGGAGAUGUAUUCAUGGUCAUAUAGUAUGUAACGAAUGCUGUUCUAAAGAAGAAGGCUGCCUUACUUGUUUCACUAUAUUCAACUCACCAGUUGUCCACAAUACUUGGGUGAUUGACAAAUUGCAAUCAGAUAAAGUUAAAAAUGCACUCAACCUUUUGAAUACAUUCCAAGAUGCUUUUAAAACUGAUGUUUACAAAAGGCAGAGGCUGUCUGACCAAUUGAAAGUUGAAAAAGAAUUGUUCCCAGAUUGUAUACAAGCUCCAGUAAAAUAUAGUAAUAAGAGAAAAUCUCUAAAAUCAUCUUUUUUUGGGAAAAAUAAGGAGAACAGUCAACAGCCUUUUUAUCCUGGUGAACAGAUAUCUUCAUUGAAGACAGUGAAAAUGAAAAAGUCUAAUUAUGUUCAGCAGUGGUUAGAGAGCAAUUCUACUAAAUCUCGUAAACCAUUUUCAAAUAUAAAUGUCAAUAAUCAGACAUUUUCAAGUGGAGCUGUACAAGAUGUAAGAAAAAAGAGUUCCAUUAAGUCUAUUGCAGUAAAAAACAAGUUUCUGAAUGAGUCAAAACAACUCACUAAAACUGAUAAAAAUCGAAAAGUUGGUGCUAAUACGCAUUCGGACAAAAAUUUACAAAGUUUUUUUAAAUCUUACAAAGAAAAUGUGAAUACUGAGUACACUGUUAAAGAUUAUUUGCGGCUAAAGAAUACAAGCAAAGUUGGAUGGAAGGAUGAUAGUGGUAUUGUUAUGGAUGAAGAGUGUAUCACCAUAGAGGACACUCCGACUGAGAUAAUUGAUAAAGAUGAGCUAGCCUUGCGAGCUGUGCAUGAAGCUGAAAAGAAUGAACACUCAGACUAUUCAACAAAUGAUAAUGUAGAGAGUAGAUAUACAAGUAAAAUUAAAGAUAAGAUAAAGGUAGUGUAUAAAAAACGGAGUUUACUUUAUUUAUCAUGCCCUAAUUGCAGUUCACAUGCUCAAAAUCAUAAAACUAGUAAUAUAUCUAUUGCAAUUGAAUAUGGCUCUAGCAAUGAAGCAAAUGUUAAUAAGAAAUCAGUUGCUGUUCAAACAGACAUAAGUGAAAUAUUUGACACUAUUACCUCUGUUGAACUAGAUAAGAAUAAUGAUGAACUCUUGACACAAAAAACCACUUCAGAGGAAGAUUUCGUUCUUGGGAGUCAAGAUGUUUUUAUGGAUGACUUGGAAAUAUUUAACGAAAAUAAGAAAAAUGAUUUAUCACAAAAUACAAAAAAAAUACAGGUUAUAGAUGAAUCUGACACUGAUGUUGAGUCAGAGCAUUUGCAAGUAGCAGUUGAGGUUCACAGAGCAUGUCUACCAAAGGAUUACGAAAUUCUGUCGCAACUACCAUUAUCCGAGAUGAUGAACAGGAAAAGGCGGGCGCAACGUGGAGCGACGCCCGGCAGCUCCGACUCGUCAGAAAAGGAGAAUUUAGAUCCCAAUAGAAUCAAAAGAUCUAAAUAUACAAAAAAGGGUAAAAAGAAACCCAAAAAAUCCUGAGGGUUGAUUUUUUUCAAAUGUAAUUCAAUUAAUUUAUUGAUAAGUAAUAAGUACAUUGUAUUCUAUUAUAACCUAUAUGUCAAAUUACACAGAUAUACAAUUACAAUUAACAAUACAUUAA
Messenger RNA from Amyelois transitella, 1907 nucleotides. RefSeq lists its product as uncharacterized. NCBI's taxonomy places the organism in Eukaryota, Metazoa, Arthropoda, Insecta, Lepidoptera, Pyralidae. The record is from RefSeq and is a predicted model, not a curated record. The transcript is spliced from 4 exons. Bases 182 to 1786 code for a protein of 534 amino acids.